Messenger RNA from Hymenoscyphus albidus, 939 nucleotides. NCBI's taxonomy places the organism in Eukaryota, Fungi, Ascomycota, Leotiomycetes, Helotiales, Helotiaceae. The record is from the annotation of a GenBank genome assembly.
AUGGAAAUAAACAGAUAUUCCUUCAGUAACCUCGCCCAGGAAAUCCAAGAUACCAUUCUUAGCUUCGUCACUCCUUCCUGGUCUCACUCAGACCUCCACAAUUUCCGCCUAGUCAACCAUGCGUUCAAUGCAGCUAUCACUCCAGUUCUCUUCCACACACUUCACUUAAGUCGCAAUAGGCUCAGCGGAGAAAGAUUAAUGCAAAUCAGCCAAUCUCCAGAACUCGCCCGCUACGUGCAUUCCAUCUCCCUCGAUCGGCGUGAAUGGCGAUUACAUGACUUAUCCUACUCGUCGUUUUGCAAGAUAUUGCGCAAGGACCUGCAGAAUUCGCAGGCGAAUGCUUCUCCCAACGGUGCGCAAGAAGACAAAGAUAUACUGGACUCCAUUUCACAUGAGCAACUACAAGCCUGGCACGGGGCCGUUAUCAAAGAGUACAGAGCAGGCGAUGAUGUAGCUGGUUACACGGGCGACGCUGGAACCCACUGGCUGGACCACAUCUCAGGAGUCUUCCGCCAGUUUCCGAAUCUAGAAGCGAUGGAAUUGAUCACAUACGCAGAAGCAGCGAGGAAUACGCAUUAUUCACAGAGACGAACUGGUCUCACAGGGAUGAAUGAUAUGUAUUUUGGCAACUUCGGUACGGGGAAUAUCUUGAACUGGGCCGCUUCAGACGUGGAAAUGAAACUGAGAAGCCUUUCACUUUCUCAUAUCCGUCCUCCUGAUUAUGCUCUGUCGGAUCCUUAUACGAAGGCACUAAGUACACUGGAAGUCUUGAGGUUCUGCUUGGAUAGUCCGUAUGUCACGGUUAGCGGUCUUCACAAACCCCACUCUUCAAGUAUAUACCUCAUGUCUCUUUUGAGGGGUUGCACCGAUCUGAAAACUCUGGUGCUGGAGUUCUGCAGUCUGAAGGAACGCACCAAUGAGGUGGAAGGGUGUCAAUAA